Blepharisma stoltei is the source of this 1032-nucleotide messenger RNA. NCBI's taxonomy places the organism in Eukaryota, Ciliophora, Heterotrichea, Heterotrichida, Blepharismidae. The record is from the annotation of a GenBank genome assembly.
AUGACAGACGCAAAAGUUGAAAUAAACGGAAUCUCCUUCUUAAAAAUCGAGAAAAAUAACUUAACUCAGCAUCUCUUUCCAGAGGAAACAGAAUUUUUUAAAUGCUGUACAUGUCUUAAGCUUCUUCCAAGACCUCAAGCAGAAACCCAUCAAUGUAAGCCAGCACAAAUGGAAAUAGACAAGACCUUAUUUGAUCAAGUCGGCCCAGAAAAAUACAAGUGCCAAGUGUGUUCUAAAGUUUUGCAUAAUCUUCUAUUAAAAGCUCAUGCUUUUGCACAUUCAAAUGCAAAGGUUAAACAACCAAUUCCAAUAAUUAGCAAGCCUGAAGAAAAAACUCAAGCAAUGGAAAUAGAAGAAACGCUUGUUAUUUCAUCAGCUCCACAGCAAAAUAAUGAUGUUGAAAAUCAAAAUGGCUCAAAUACUGUAGAAACACCCACACCAAAUUUAGACUCGUUUGUUAAAAUUGCAAUGGAAAACAUUGAAAAGACAAAAAAACCAGAUAAGGCAGCAUUCUGUAAAUCUUUUAUUAAGUCAACUGAAAACGCUAUUAAAAAAAGUUCUAAAGCUACUUCUUCGCAAGAUGAGGUCAACCAAAAAAUAUUAACAAAUGGAGAAGAUAUCCAACAAUUAUCAAAAAAUGAAGAAGAGACCAAAAAAAUAUCAAUUUCAGCAAAUGAAGAUCUAAACCAAAAAGUGUCAAAGCUCGUAGAGAUAAACCAAAAAGUAUCAAAAAAUGAAGAAAAAGCCCCAUCAAAAAAUGACGAAAAAAUCCACAAACCCCAAAAAAAUGAAGAGCAUGCCCCAUCUAUUUCAAAAAUAAUAACAUCAACAUGAAAUAUGUCACAAAAAUUGCCAGUCAAAAGACAAAGAUCAUUUGGAAUAGUAUCUCAAACAAUAAAAAAGGCCAAAAAAUACGAAUCGAUUAUUAACCACCUAAGCCGCAUUUCUAAUAGAGUCUCCUUGGUUAAUGAAUUGCAUUCAUUUAGAAUUUGGAAAAUUAGAAAAAAUAAUUUUAAUAAAACUAAUUCGUAA